Ziziphus jujuba (common jujube) is the source of this 718-nucleotide messenger RNA. RefSeq lists its product as uncharacterized. The transcript has a single exon. Bases 67 to 624 code for a protein of 185 amino acids. The record is from RefSeq and is a predicted model, not a curated record. Lineage: Eukaryota; Viridiplantae; Streptophyta; Magnoliopsida; Rosales; Rhamnaceae.
GAUUUCUAUCCAUAAGAAUAUGCAAAACAUAAUGCUCAAAUGGAAUUUACAUAAAAAAAAACAACCAUGAAAACUCUGGUUUGUUCUUCUCAACCAUCUCUCUUCCUUUCAAAAUCUUCUCCAUGGAAACUGAAAAAUCAAACCCACCACCACACAACCCUGCAAAUCCCAAACCGUCACAGUAAAACCCUUUAUCCACACGCCAAUGCCAAAGGAUUUGGCAGCAAUGCACCGGCCAAUAGUACCAUAAAACAAAAGCCCACAAAUGAAUUCUCCAACAAGGAUGGUAAUGGAGACAACGAGGAGAUUCCCCAGGUGGUGUUUGAGAGAAUGCUUGUUAGAAUUGCUGUUUCUGUGGGUCUUCCAAUGGCUGUUGGUAUAGCAGUGUUGAAAUUCUUCGGAGUGGUUAAGGAGCAACAGCUAUGGGAUGUGCCACUUUGGGUACCAUUCUUGACAACGUUGUUCUUUUUUGGGACAUCAGCCCUUGGGCUUCCUUAUGGGGCUUUGUCUACAAGUUGGAACCCAGACAAGAAAGGUUCGCUUUUGGGUUUGGAAGAAGCACAACAGAAUUGGGUUGAGAUUUGGAAGGAGGAAGAAGACGAGGACAAAAGCAAUAUUUCAUAAUUUUUUUUUUAAUUAUUUGGCAAUAAAUAUUUGAUGAAUUUACAGGAGCAUUAGUAUUUCUUUCUUUUGUAUAAUACAUGAAUUUCCAUGGUUA